AUGGCCACAACUGAGGAAAAAACGACGUCUUCGUGUUGCAUUUCAGGCGAUUCUGUUCCGGUUCGCCGUCAGGCCUCUCCCGCCGUGUCGGCGGCGGAGGUGGUGCAGGAUUGGACCGGUUCAGCCAUUGAUCGUCGCGAGGAUCAGCAAAACAAGAAAGCUGCCAUGGCGUCCUUGACUCGCCCUGAGCCUUCAACCAAUUCUACCCCCAAAGGGAUCCCUAUCAUGUUGCGGGCUCAAACCAGUCAUCCUUUGGAUCCUUUAUCUGCUGCUGAAAUCUCAGUGGCUGUGGCAACAGUCCGAGCCGCUGGUGCCACCCCUGAGGUCAGAGAUAGCAUGCGAUUCAUCGAGGUGGUUCUGUUAGAACCAGAUAAACAUGUAGUUGCUUUAGCAGAUGCUUAUUUCUUCCCCCCUUUCCAACCAUCAUUGUUGCCAAGAACCAAAGGGGGGCCAGUAAUUCCAAGUAAGCUCCCUCCCAGGCGAGCUAGACUUGUUGUUUACAAUAAAAGAUCAAAUGAGACAAGUGUAUGGAUUGUUGAGCUAACUGAAGUACAUGCGGCAACUCGAGGAGGUCAUCACAGAGGAAAAGUCAUUUCAUCACAAGUUGUUCCUGAUGUUCAGCCUCCUAUGGAUGCCGUGGAAUAUGCUGAAUGUGAAGCUGUCGUGAAAGACUAUCCCCCAUUUAGGGAGGCAAUGAAGAAAAGAGGCAUCGAGGAUAUGGAUCUUGUGAUGGUUGAUCCUUGGUGUGUUGGUUAUCACAGUGAUGCUGAUGCUCCUAGCCGCAGACUUGCCAAACCACUUAUAUUCUGCAGAACAGAGAGUGAUUGCCCGAUGGAAAAUGGUUAUGCACGUCCGGUCGAAGGCAUUUUUGUACUUGUCGAUAUGCAAAAUAUGGUGGUUGUUGAAUUUGAGGACCCCGAUCCAUUGAGGAACUACACUCCUGGUGAAACAAGAGGUGGGGUGGAUCGCAGUGAUGUGAAGCCCCUUCAAAUUGUUCAGCCUGAUGGUCCAAGCUUUCGCGUUAGAGGGAACUAUGUGGAGUGGCAGAAGUGGAACUUUCGAGUUGGUUUCACACCUAGGAGGGUUUGGUUAUACACUCUGUUGCAUAUGUUGAUGGUU
Molecule: messenger RNA, 1119 nt
Organism: Ilex paraguariensis (yerba mate)
Lineage: Eukaryota; Viridiplantae; Streptophyta; Magnoliopsida; Aquifoliales; Aquifoliaceae
Source: the annotation of a GenBank genome assembly